GGCAGGGCAAAAGACGGGCAGAGGAACGGAUCCUCACGAUGCGGUUCCCCAUCAAAGGACGUAAUCCUCGGCGGGAAGUACAAACAAUGGCAAGCAAAUCAGAUCAGGGAACGGCUUUGCGCCAUAGAGUCAUGUGCAGAGUAUGCGACUGCUGUCUCACCUUGUAGUGCACCUUCUCAUCCGUCACUGGCAGCGGAACUUCCUUCUCAAAGACAUCGCCUACGCGAUCCAGUUUGACUGUCUUGCCCCAGUCAUCAAAUGUGCCGGUGACAAACACUUCGUUCGCAUUGUACGGCCUGGUCGCAAGCGAGAAUUCGCAUCAGUCAACGAUCAAAUCCACCCAAAGUUCUAAGCUCAUGACGCCGAAGAAAGCUAGGCUUUGUUCCAUUCGUGCUUGUCGCUUGGUACGGAAGGUGUCGGAUAGAAUAGAAUUUCCACAGGAAGGCCGUGGAGCGGAUGAUCCCCCACAAUUGGAGAUCUAGACGGUGGGAAAAUGAGAUAUGUCACUUACCAUGUAAAUGUGUAGCUCCCCAUUUUCGCGGCGGGUGGGCUUUGGAUCCCCCAAACUCAGACAAUGGGAUGUUGGUGGGAGCAGGGACCGGUCAGUAGUAGAGACUCUAGUAAGAACGGAGAGGAAACGAAAGAGCUAAUCGCUCGGGGCAGACAGGAUAAAACAAAAUUAAAAAAGAAUAGUAGAAAUGGCUUAUGGAAGAAGAGGCUGGGAACGGCGAUAAAGCUUGCUGGGAAGAUGGGGAGGGGAGAGAUGGAGCGGGGGCUGUUCGGUCGCACACAGACCGUCACCGGUCGGACUGUUUGGCAGGAAGUACUUAGAGACUCAAAAGUAGGUACGCUGUAAGAAGCCGCCACUUGGAUGUCCCUGGUGUCAAAUUUGAUCAAGGCGAAACAGCAAGGAACAACAUACACACACACGCAACGAAUUUCGCCGUGGCUUAUUCUGUGUCGAGGACUCGGUAAUGAUGAACCCAAGCAGCCUCGCGGAAUACACACGGGUUGAGUCACCGUGCCGGGGAUUCUAGACACUCCC
Messenger RNA from Aspergillus welwitschiae, 1045 nucleotides. RefSeq lists its product as uncharacterized. The record is from RefSeq and is a predicted model, not a curated record. NCBI's taxonomy places the organism in Eukaryota, Fungi, Ascomycota, Eurotiomycetes, Eurotiales, Aspergillaceae. The transcript has a single exon. Bases 575 to 856 code for a protein of 93 amino acids.